Messenger RNA from Bursaphelenchus xylophilus (pine wood nematode), 799 nucleotides. Lineage: Eukaryota; Metazoa; Nematoda; Chromadorea; Rhabditida; Aphelenchoididae. The record is from the annotation of a GenBank genome assembly.
AUGGGAGAAUGGAGAGGGAAUAAGAGAAUGGGAGAAGAGAACAACAUGGGCCCACGACGACAGUUGUUGGGGGCCGACAUGAGACGAAGACUGAGCCGUCCCGGGCUUGUCCAAAAUCGUCUGCGGUUUUUGGGUUUGGUCCCACACACUCUGACUUUUCUGCCGACCUGGCGCUUCACGCAGCGGCAGAGGUCUUUGCGUAACGUCUAGUCUGUCUGUCGGCCGAUUCGAAUGCCCGAGAGCGGUGUUGAGGAAAGAGGAUCUCCAUCCCCGGCUGUCUCUCUUUCUCUCGCUUUCCCCCAAAUUUUCUUUUCGCGCAUACAAAAAGUAACCGCACCCCAACGCCAUCCCUUUAACUCCAGCACGUCGCUACCCGUCAACGGAUCUCUCUAGCGAUACAGCAACAACACCGCCCCCCCCCUUCCUUUCUGAUUUGCGGGUGUCGACGAAAACAAAAGCGCUUCCGUCGAUUAGCUAAACCGAUUGCCGGCGAAUUCCUUCGCGGCCGAAGUGGUUUCUCCGUCUGCUCUGUCCUAAAUUUGGCAGCAUCUUUCAUCGACUGUGCUUACUCUAUGCGCUUGUAGGUCGACGCCUCGCGAAGCAUCGAACCCAUCGACCGGAGAGAAUCGACCAUCAACGAUUAUCCGCCCUUUUUUCGGCCGAUUUUCACGCAACCGCCGCUUGUCGCCUGUUUCUCCGUUCCGUUGCCCGCGGCUGUGUGGACGUCGUCGCGAUUUACGGCGACGCCACGACAUCGCGGCACCCCUCCCCGCUUCUAAAUGGCCUGUUGCCUCAGUGA